This is a messenger RNA of Elaeis guineensis (African oil palm), 1896 nucleotides long. Its product is annotated as receptor-like protein EIX1. Gene Ontology annotation, molecular function: protein binding. Lineage: Eukaryota; Viridiplantae; Streptophyta; Magnoliopsida; Arecales; Arecaceae. The record is from RefSeq and is a predicted model, not a curated record.
UUUGUCUUCCAACUCCUUCACAGGAUACUUGACUGAAGUGCACUUUUCCAACCUCACAAGAUUAGAUUUUUUGGGUCUAUCUUACAACUCCUUGAACAUAAUCUCAAGUGACAGUUGGAUUCCUUCUUUCAAUGCUUUGUUUAUUUACAUGAGCUCUUGCAAUGUGGGACCUAAAUUUCCGGCCUGGCUUCGAACCCAGACAAAUUUGUUUAUGUUGAAACUAAAUGAAGCUGGAAUUUCAGACAAGAUUCCAUCAUGGUUCUGGAAGAUGGAUAUAAAUCACCUCAAUUUAUCGCAUAAUUGUAUGGAAGGACAGCUACCAAGUUCUCUAGGGAGCCAUAUUUAUGCAUAUCUUGACCUGAGCUCCAAUUGCUUUUCUGGUCCAAUACCUAAUCUGAAGGCUCAGUACAUGAUUCUCUCCAAUAAUUCUUUUUCUGGACCCAUUUCCUUGAGCUUUUUGAAUAGCCCUAUGGUACUCUCUUUAUCCCACAACCAUUUAAAUGGAAGUAUGCCGCAGUUGCAUUUUAAUCGGACUUUCUUGAGGGUCCUUGACCUCUCCAAUAAUGAGUUAUCUGAAGGAUUUCCAGAUAGCUGGAUUUGCAAUUGGACUUUUUUAGAGGUUCUUGACCUCUCCAAUAAUAAGUUAUCUGGAGGAUUUCCAGACUGCUGGAGUCAACCACAUCUAGGAAUCUUUGAUGUUCCAAAAAAUAGAAAAGUAGAAGAUAAUUCCAGCAUAUUGGCAUAUCCUAUUAAACUCCAAUCUUUGCACAUGAGGAAUAAUCGAUUAUCUGGUAAAUUUCCUUCCUUCCUGAGAUUUUGUAAAAAUUUGGUUGUUCUUGAUCUUGGUGAAAAUAGAUUCUCGGGCAAUAUACCCACAUGGAUUGGAGAAAGCCUCUCAUCUCUAAGAGUACUUCGUCUAAGAUCGAAUUCUUUUAAUGGUAAUAUCCCAAUGCAAAUAUUGAGUUUGUCUUCUCUUCAGGUUUUGGACUUAGCAUGCAAUAAUUUUUCUGGAAAUCUGCCAUCAUCCUUUGGAAAUUUUUCUACACUGGCUGAGAUACAAGAAAGAAGCCGACCCAUGCUAGGUAUGAUCACGAUGUCAUUUUACCAUGAGAGUCUAUUGAUAAUUACAAAAGGAUUAGAACUUGAGUACACUAGUGUGCUUUUAUUGGUUACAAGCAUUGACCUAUCACAUAAUAAUCUUUCUGGAGAGAUCCCUAAUGAAAUGACAAAUCUUCAUGGAUUGCAUUUCUUGAACUUGUCUGGGAAUCAUUUCAUUGGAAAAAUUUCAGAAAAUAUUUGUGACAUGAGGCAGUUGGAAUCACUCGAUUUAUCAAUGAACAAUCUUUCUGGCCAAAUUCCCCAAACCAUGCUUGCUUUGAAUUACUUAAGCAACUUGAACUUGUCAUAUAACAACUUGUCGGGAAGAAUUCCAUCAGGGAAUCAGUUUCUAACCUUCAAUGAUCCCUCCAUCUAUAUCGGCAAUCAUUAUCUUUGUGGACAGCCCUUGCCAGAAUGCCCUAUUAGUGCAUCUGCACAUCAAGAAGAGGAAGAAGUAGAUGAAGAUGACUAUGAGACGAUAUGGAUUUAUGGUAGCUCGGCAUUGGGAUUUGUCAUUGGAUUUUGGGGUUUUGUUGGCAUGAUGUUAGUCAAAAAGGAUGUUAGGAUUGCUUAUCUUCGAUUCCUUGACAGAAUAUGUGAUUAUAUUUAUUUAGAAGCAGCAAAAAAGUUUGCCAGGUUGAAGCUUGUCAUGAGGAAGAGCAGCCACAAGCAUGGCUAAGCAGUUGCAGAUGGUGCUGCAAUUGUAAUGUGAUCUCUCUCUAUAUUUCUGAAUGAUGGUGGCAGCACCUCUAAUCCAAAUAUGUAUGGAUCAAAACUUUAGAGCUUUUUGAAUUAUUA